AUGAGGAAAGGAUCUCCAACUUAUUGGAAACUCCUGUCCUUCCUCUUUGCUGUCCAAGAGAUCAACCAGGAUCCAAAAUUCUUAAUCAACAUGACUUUGGGCUACAUAAUCCAGGACAGCUAUUUUGAUGUGAAAAUGACUUCAGAUGCUCUCCUGGACCUGCUUUCAGCGGGAAAUGCCAACAUUCCCAACUACAGCUGUGGAAGGCAGAAAAACAUCCUGACUCUUCUUGAAGGGGCCUCCACGGACAUCUCCAUCCUGAUUUCACCCAUGUUGGGUACCUACAAAAUCCCUCAGAUCAGUUUUACUUUUGCUUCGCAUGUGCUAAGUGAUAAAACUCAGUUCCCCUUUUUCUACCGGACUGUCCCUUCAGUAGAAGCUCAGUACUUGGGGAUUGUGCAGCUCCUCCACCAUUUCAGAUGGACUUUAAUUGGACUUUUUGCUCCAGACACGGACGAUGGAGAAAUGUUCAUGAGAAUCUUUAGCCCACUCCUUAUAAGGAAUGGAAUUUGUGUGGUUUUGUCACAAACCAUCUCUGUGGUUGCCAGCAAUUUAAACCUUGUAUUAGAACCAUUCUACCAAUGGACACAAGUCAAUGUCUUUGUCUACUUUGGGGAACCAGGUUCCUUCAUACAUGGAAUCUUCAUUAUGCAGAGAGUGGUUCAGGCUGUGAAAGCACCCACUCCUGGCAAAGUCUGGAUCACUACACCUUCCUGGGAUUUUAUGCUGGAUUUGAGAUAUAGUCCACGAAAUAUACUCUACACUUCUGUUUAUUUUUCCUUCUUCACCCACUCCCAAAAAUGGACAAACCAGGAGGAUUUCCACUUAUUUUAUCAAUCUAUUAGCAGAUAUGUAGAGGAAAAGUUUCAUUGUUCCUAUUCAAAGCAUCCCUUGACCAAGAAAGGUUGGACCAGGUGCAUUGAGAAAGAAAAGAUGAAGAUCCAACUGUCGCAGGAGGAGAAGGAAAGAAGCUUCUCUCUAGACAACUACCAUAUUUAUCACGCUGUCUGGGCUGUGGCACAGGCAUUAAAUGCUGCAUAUUCUUCCAGAAGUAAGAAGAUGAGGAGGAAAGAUGGAGACAAGCCAGAAGUCCAUAGGUUAAAACCAUGGCAGCCUCUGCCUGCUUCCCAGUGUGUGGAGAGCUGCCGUCCAGGAUUUGUCAAGGUGCCUCGGGAAGGGAAACCUCUUUGCUGCUAUGACUGCCUUCCUUGUGCAGAAGGGACCAUCUCCACGUGGGAAGAUGCAGAAAAAUGCCUAAAAUGUCCAGAAGAUCAACAUCCAAACAUGGCCAAAGAUCAAUGUAUCCCCAAGACGAUAACUUUUAUGUCCUACCAAGAACCUUUGGGGAUCAUCCUAGCCUCUUUUAUCCUAUAUUUUUCUAUCACAACUGUCCUGGUGUUAGGAAUCUUUAUUAAAUAUCAAAAAACUCCUAUUGUCAAAGCCAAUAACCGGAACCUCUCCUACAUCCUCCUGGUCUCCCUCCUGCUUUCCUUUCUGACUUCCUUUCUCUUCAUUGGUCAACCAAGGAAAGCCACCUGCCUUCUCCGUCAAACAACAUUCAGCAUUGUUUUUUCACUUGCUGUCUCUUCUGUCUUGGCCAAAACGAUCACAGUGGUGUUGGCCUUCCUAGCCACAAAGCCAGGCCACUCGAUGAGGAGAUGGCUGGGAAAAGCUUUGACCAAUUCCAUUGUUAUUUUUGGUUCUAGUGUCCAGAUUGCCAUUUCUGCCAUUUGGUUGGGAAUCUCUCCCCCUUUUCCAGAUUCAGACAUGCAUUCCCAGUCUGGAGAGAUUGUCCUGCAAUGCAACGAAAGUUCUAUUGCCAUGUUUUAUGGAACCCUGGGCUACCUGGGCUUUCUGGCUGCCAUCUGCUUCACAGUGGCUUUUCUGGCCAGAAACCUGCCUGGGGCUUUCAAUGAAGCCAAGCUGAUCACUUUCAGCAUGCUGGUCUUCUGCAGUGUCUGGAUCUCUUUUGUGCCCACCUAUCUGAGCACCAAGGGGAAAUUCAUGGUGGCUGUGCAGGUCUUUUCCAUCUUGGCCUCCAGUGCUGGACUACUAGGCUGCAUCUUCAUCCCCAAGUGCUACAUUAUUAUCCUGAGGCCAGAUCUCAACAGAAAGGAGCAACUUAUAUUAAAAUAA
Molecule: messenger RNA, 2136 nt
Organism: Crotalus tigris (Tiger rattlesnake)
Lineage: Eukaryota; Metazoa; Chordata; Lepidosauria; Squamata; Viperidae
Product: vomeronasal type-2 receptor 26-like
Exons: 5
Coding region: 1-2136 (711 amino acids)
Biological process (GO): G protein-coupled receptor signaling pathway
Cellular component (GO): membrane
Molecular function (GO): G protein-coupled receptor activity
Source: RefSeq, a predicted model, not a curated record